GCAUAAUAAAACCUAGUCCAUGUCCACAAGUGAAUUAUCUCAGUGAUUUCCACAGUUUAUGGUGACCAACUGAAAAUUGCUAGUUUUUAACGUCUUGGUAGUGAAAUGAAGAUUACAGACAGUAAUGUGAUUCGAUUUCACCUUCAAGUUCUUUAUGGGAUUUCUGUAAAGAACUUUGAGAAGAAGAAAGGAAGACUGAUCUGCAGUGGAGCAAAGGUGUUUGGGGUCCCUCUGGAAAAUGUAGCCAGAAAGUACAUUCCAGAAUUUGGUCUUGUACCCUGCUUCUUAGUGGAUGCUUGCUCUUUUCUGUUGGAUCGUAUUUGUACUGUCGGCCUGUUCAGAAAACCAGGCUCUCUUCAUCGCAUCAAGGUCCUAAGGGCUAAGUUGAAUCAUGGGGAGGAGUCCCUGUCCACCGCUCUCCCCUAUGAUGUUGCCACCCUCAUCAAACAGUUUUGCAGGGAGCUUCCAGAGCCACUCUUCCCCUCUGAGCUCCAUGUAGCCCUGCUAAAAGCCCAGGCACUGUCCAACCUGCAGGACAGGAUGGCAGCCCUUCAGCUACUCUCCUGUUUGCUUCCAGCCAAAAAUUCCUCCUGUCUACAUUAUUUGUUUGAUUUUGUUCACAAAGUUUCUCAAAGAUGCUCUGACAACUUGAUGACCAGCACCAAUCUGGCCACAGUUUUUGUUCCCUGUCUCUUACCACCCCCAAACAAAACAGAAAUGUCUGAAGGACGACUUGAACUUCGAGUUCUUGUCCUGCGCAACUUCGUGGAAUGUCCUCAUUUGUUUGGUGUUAUUCCCAAAGCUGUUCUAGACAGCAUGGAGUAUUUUAUGAAUAUCCAUCAUCUAAGAGAUGUGUUCAAGAAGAAGGGAAACCAGAAGAGACACAGUUUAAAAGUAAAACGAUAUGUGAAGACGGUGUCCUGGGUUCAGGGUAAACCAAAGGUAAGUCCUACUCUUCCAACUCAAAGCUCUAUGUCAGGAGAUGGACCAAAGUUGAAGAGAAGCCUUGGCCUGAGAAUGUUCCCCAACAUCCAGCUGUUUAGGACUUGUAUGCCUAAUGCAGUUACAAAUGCAGUGCCUUGCAAAUAUCCAUACUCCUUGAACAUUACCCAUAUUUUGUUAUGUAUGGCAACUCCUUCGGUCUACGCGUUCAAGAUGACAGAGAUGGGACCCUCGGUUCGGCUCUCUUUAUUCGGUAUACUGCUGUGCCUGCAGCUCGGCAGAGCCCCAGCCCGCAAUCCCCGCACGGCGGUGGACCAGGUGUCAGAGGCCGACAUCCAGCGGCUGCUGCAUGGCGUCAUGGAGCAGCUAGGCAUCGCUCGGCCCCGGGUGGAGUACCCUGCACAUCAGGCCACAAACAUCGUCGGGCCUCAGAGCAUACAGGGUGGUGCUCAUGAAGGCCUGCAGCACCUGGGUCCUUAUGGCAACAUCCCCAACAUUGUGGCUGAGCUGACAGGCGACAAUGUUCCCAAAGACUUUAGUGAUGACCACAGCUACCCAGACCCUCCAAAUCCUUGUCCCCUGGGAAAGACAGCAGAUGGAUGCUUGGAACAUGCUCCUGACACAGCUGAGUUCAGCAGGGAGUUUCAGAAACACCAGCACCUCUUUGACCCCGAGCACGACUACCCAGCUCUGGGAAAGUGGAACAAGGAGCUUUUAUACCAAAAGCUGAAGGGAGGACCAAAGAGAAGAAAAAGGAGCAUCAACCCCUAUUUACUGGGUCAGCGGCUGGACAAUGUGGUCGCCAAGAAAUCUGUUCCCCAUUUCUCAGAGGAAGAUGAGGAAGAAGCAUCGACCACCGCAGCUCCCAGUAAACCCACUAUCUGAUAUUUGGGAAUUCAAACUCGGAAGAUGUAUUUCUCUCAAAUAAAUGUUUUUACGCUGCACAUUUAAGGAUUUCUAUCACUCGUCACAGGGAUCGUGUUUUUGGAAUAAAUGCUGGAAGUGUUGUUUAUUUUCAUAUAUUUCAGCAUAUAAACCAGCCCUGAUCUUGUGAUGCACCUAAAGUAUCUUAAUUUUUAAACAUGAAGCUAAAAAAUAAACAAUUGGUUAUAAAAACUUAUUUUUCAGUGAAACAAUGAAAACAUGAUCCUAAUGCUCUGUUGUGGAACAUUUAAUCAGAACUUUAGUAACAGUCUGUUUUUAACUCUUUUGGCAAAUGCUUUUAUGAAGAAAAUACGUCAAGCUUUAAACAGGACAAUAUUUCAAACUUUGAGCUUGAAACUACAUUUAAAAAGAAAAUAAAGGUAUUCAUACAUCCUUUCACAGAUAAAGAUUGAUGCCAUUUAAAGUCACUUGUACCAAUUUUAAUUCUAAGAUUCCACAAUUACAGAUUCAACCCAAAAUGUGUAGAGAUAAAUAUUUAUCUACCAGUGUAAAGUAAAUCUGCUUCUGUUUUAUUAGAUGUAUAAAGACAUAUUGAUCUGGAGGUUAAAUCAUAAUGUAUUUAUUAACAGCUGUCCAGAUAACAGUUUUACUCACAUUUUGUUAAAUUUUAAUGUCCCAACAUGAUUCUCUUGUCUCAUAAGUUCAUAUCCCUAAAUCUUGCUUUGUUAUUUAAAAGAUGCUUAUGAACAUCUUGACUGUAGCAUGGCAAAUAUUUGAAGUAUAUUCUGCAGCUGGGAUUCUCUGCAGCGACUUAUCUUGUUUACUGCAUCUUGUCAAAAUGUUUGUGUUCUGUUUUUGUUCUGUAAAGUCAAAUAAACGACUUAUCUGCA
This is a messenger RNA of Girardinichthys multiradiatus, 2717 nucleotides long. RefSeq lists its product as uncharacterized. The record is from RefSeq and is a predicted model, not a curated record. The coding region runs from base 106 to 1827 and encodes 573 amino acids. Gene Ontology annotation, biological process: neuropeptide signaling pathway; regulation of hormone secretion. Gene Ontology annotation, cellular component: secretory granule. Lineage: Eukaryota; Metazoa; Chordata; Actinopteri; Cyprinodontiformes; Goodeidae. Gene Ontology annotation, molecular function: enzyme regulator activity. The transcript has 13 exons.